ACCGUGACCUUUCAUUCCCUUUUGUCUGCUUUUUAAAGAAGUGUACUGUUUCAUGUAAAGGCAUUGCAUGCUGUGUUAACUUAUAACAUGCCGCGGGGUUCUUUUUAUGUUAUUUUACAUCUAAUAAACAAUGAAUAGUGUUAGUGCAUAAGGACUAACUCAAAGGGAGUUCCAAAGCAUGCAAGCUUUGAAAUAUAACUGGAUGAGCUAGUUCAUUUAUUCUGAUUGGUCAUUCUUGUUGUUGUUGUUGUUGUUUUUUGACGGCAGCAUGGCAACAGUAUGAAGUUCAUUUCCUCCCAAAAGUACUGAAAGUGUUGUUAUUAAAUUCAAUAUAAGAAUAAUAGGAAUCCUUAUUGGUAUUCUUUGACAUUUGUUUGAGAUUUCUGUUUGCAAACAUUGCCAAUGUGCCUUCUGGGAAUUCUUCAUUUUUCUCAGUUGGCGUGAAACCUAAAAGUGCCAGACUAAAUUUUGACCCUUAGCCACGCCCACUCACUAAACCGUGCCAUUUCCCCACAAGGUGGAGGAAGAAACUGUCCAAAGCUGUAAUCAGCACACCUUACAGUGAAUAAACCGGGACCUGUCCUGAUGAGUCCACUCCUCCAUGCGGAACAUUUUAGGCUUUUUUUGUUUUUAAAUAUUUGUUAAUUUUGUGUUUCUGUGGUGAUUUGCAAGAAUGUUUGACUCAUAUGUAAUAUUUAUUUUGAAACUGUGUCUUCAUAAAUAUAUUUUUUUGUUUUUCCAGCCAUGUUCAUACUAAUCUGCCGCUACAACCGCGUGUUCGCCUACCCCGGCGAUGACGUCACGCUGUCCUCUCACCUCUCGCCCGAAACCAACGCGGUGUCCAUGGAGGUCCGGUGGUUUCGGGGAACAGAAUGCAUUUACCUGUAUAAAAACGGGCAGGUGAGCGUCGGGAAGGGCUACGAGGGCCGGGCGAGUCUGUUCACCCCGGAGCUGAAGAGAGGAAACGUGUCUCUGAUCCUGAAAUCCAUCGCACCCAUGGACACGGGAACCUACAGCUGCCAGGUGCUUACUGGCCACAACAAGGUGGAGAAGUCGAUACAUUUAUAUAUGUCAGGAAUGGAGCCACUUUCACCUGAUAGAACAGGACCGAAGCUCACGGAACAGGAGAGCGUGGACAUGGACGAAUCUGUCCUCAUACUUGAGUUGAAGAAAUUAUUGCAGCAACGGGAAAAAGAGCUUCAAGAUAAAACCCGAGAGCUGGAAACCACAACUGAAAUGCUGAGGACAAAGUCGAGUCUCCUGCUGUACACGGACAUGGACCUGGAGAACAUGAGCAAACUGGCAAAUCAGAAAGAGGAACAUAUAAAGAGCAUGGUGAGCGAGCUGGAAACGUGCAAGAGGCAACUGGAGAUGCUGGGACAGAAACUGCAGGAGAAGAACGCACAGGUCGAGGAGCUUCGAGUCAUCCUGCAGGACAAAGAGCGAGAACUGGAGGAGGAAAAGAAACAUCUAGGGGAAGGUGAAGAACAGCAGAUUACAGAGGGACUGAAGAACACCACACAAGACACCACAGACACAGAGGAAUCCCCCCAGUUACUUGAGUUGAAGAACCUAUUGCAGAACAAGGAAAAAGAACUUGAAGAUAAAACAAAGCAGCUGGAGAGCGCAACAGGAGAGUUGACGAGGAUGACAAAGCUGCUGCAAGAUAGAGAGACGGAUGUGGAGAAUUUAGCACAAGAGCGAGACGAACAUGUGAAGAACAUGACCGGUGAGAUGGAAAUGUGUUUAAGGGAACUGGAGACCCUGGGACAGAAACUGCAGGAGAGGCACGCACAGGUCCAGGAGCUUCAAGUCAUUUUAAAAGACAAAGAGCGGGAACUGGAGGAGGAAAAGAAACACCAAGGAGAAAGAGAACGUGUGAUUACAGCGAAUGUUUCUCACGGGCCGUUCGUCUUCGAACUCCUGGAGAAGAGCGAUGACAUGCUGAGCAAAAUGUACCAAAACCCGGAGGAGCAGCUGGAAGAGCUGAAGAGCUGGCUUUACGUAAAGAGAGAGGAGAGAAGACUGAGAGAAGAGGAGGAGAGGACGCAAAUUCUUGAAAAAGAGUUUCUCGAUUACAUCUCGGCGGUGAAAGAACUGAUCGGAAAGAAACACGAGAAGAACGUGGCUUGGGCAAAGAUGCUGGCUGUGCUUCAGGAUAAGCUAGAGGUUGCAGAGACGGAUGAGGAAAGGGAGGCGCUAGAGCUGCAGUUGAAGGAAGCUUUAGAAAUGCAGACGCAAGGUGAGGAACAGAUAGAAAGACUGACCGAAGGCAUAGAGGAAAAGAGGAGAGGAAUCGAGGAGAAGCACACGCAUGAGAUAGAGAAGAUCAGGGAGAAAUACAGCACCGUGUCGAAGACUGACGCGGAAACAAAUAUCCUGAAAAUCAUCCUCCCUGACGUCCAGGCGUACUUUCAGAACAUAGCCGUGAACAUGCAGAGAACUUUACACGCACAAAGACAGAUCAUAACCAACAAGAUCGCUGAAGAAAGACAAACCCCAGAUCACACAGACGUAGACGGAGUGGAAAUGAGUGUUGAGAAGAAGAUCCUGGAAAACCAAACCGACGGUCCAGUCGAGGAACGGACAGAAGUGGAAGUCGAGAUGUCGAGAUCUAUUAAGAGUAGCCCAGAAGUAAACAAUAACUGUGCAGGGACACUCGUGCAGGAAGUUGCGGAAGUAGAAGCAGAGCUACGUGCAGCCAGAGAACCGAACGGUUUCAACAGUGAGGAUCCAGAUUCGGAAGACGAGAGCGGCAAAAUGGCGAACGGCGUGAUCAUUGGAGAGGGAGAAAUAGAAGCAGGGAUAGAAGAAGAAGAAGAAGAAGAAGAGCAGGAGGAGGGUGUUCAGCAUGAGCAGAUUGUGGAUGAGAGUCCUGGGAUGAGCGAAAGGACCGUCUUUAUGAUUUACAGCAUGUACAAAUCUACAGUUAUAGAUGUGAGAUUAUUCACUGACGCAAGAGUGAGGACUUGGGAAUAAAUAGUUUUUUUAGGGACCAGCCACAGCAGCAGGUGAGUCACAAGUAUAGAAAUUCCAAGCGGUAGCAAAGGCGUAGGGUAUCAGGAUGGUGCUGUUUA
Ictalurus furcatus (blue catfish) is the source of this 3077-nucleotide messenger RNA. Its product is annotated as golgin subfamily A member 6-like protein 22. NCBI's taxonomy places the organism in Eukaryota, Metazoa, Chordata, Actinopteri, Siluriformes, Ictaluridae. The record is from RefSeq and is a predicted model, not a curated record. The transcript is spliced from 8 exons. Bases 745 to 2979 code for a protein of 744 amino acids.